Molecule: messenger RNA, 416 nt
Organism: Meloidogyne enterolobii
Lineage: Eukaryota; Metazoa; Nematoda; Chromadorea; Rhabditida; Meloidogynidae
Source: the annotation of a GenBank genome assembly
AUGGUUCUAGCUUUAAAUCGUUGUAUCGAAAUGUAUGACCAUCAACUGGCAGAAAAAAUAUUUUCGGGAAAUAAAAUUUAUUAUUGGAUAAUAUCUUCAUUAAUUUACGGAUUUAUUUUGGGGUUUUUCACAAUUCCUCCAAUGCCAAAUGGAUUGUUAGUUGGCUGGUUUUGGAAUCCACAUAUUGUUUAUUUUCAAGAUUUGGAAGGAGUGGUAAAUGAGAAACUUUGAUUAAUUUUCUAAAUUUUUAUUUUUUUAUUAUCACAAUAUUCUUUUUACUGGACAUAAUAUUUAUAUUGGGUUUGGAUUGCCAAUUAUUUAUGCAACUUUUUAUAUUUUAAUGUAUAGAAAAAUGAAAUUAGUUGGGAAUGUUCAACAAAGUGCAGAACAACGAAAAAGUAAAGUUAAUGUAAGUU